Molecule: messenger RNA, 1421 nt
Organism: Lotus japonicus
Lineage: Eukaryota; Viridiplantae; Streptophyta; Magnoliopsida; Fabales; Fabaceae
Product: probable aldo-keto reductase 1
Exons: 7
Coding region: 66-1091 (341 amino acids)
Cellular component (GO): cytoplasm
Source: RefSeq, a predicted model, not a curated record
AAAAGAAGGGAGAGGGAGAGAGGUGCAAAACUGGAAGAGGAAUAGAGAAAGUCUGAAUCACAAAAAUGGGACUUAUUGAUAUUCCUCUUGUGAAGCUUGGAAGCCAAGGUAUGGAGGUUUCCAAGUUAGGAUUAGGGUGCAUGAGCCUCAGUGGAGUGUAUAACUCUCCUCUUCCUGAAGAAGAUGGUAUCUCCUUGAUCAAGCAUGCUUUCAGCAAAGGGAUCACCUUUUUUGACACAUCAGAUGUUUAUGGACCCCAUGUCAAUGAAAUUUUGAUUGGAAAGGCACUCAAGGACUUGCCUCGAGAUCAAGUUCAGAUUGCCACAAAAUUUGGGGUUGUCAAAUACGAUUGGGCUAAUGUUAUAGUUAAUGGUACCCCUGAAUAUGUUCGAUCCUGUUGCGAGGCUAGCCUCCAACGCCUUGGGGUGGAGUACAUUGAUCUCUUUUAUCAACACCGUAUUGACACCACUGUUUCCAUUGAGGAUACUAUGGGAGAGCUUAAGAAGUUGGUCCAAGAGGGAAAGAUAAAGUACAUAGGAUUAUCUGAAACUAGUCCUGAUACACUAAGGAGGGCACAUGCUGUUCAUCCAAUUACUGCUGUGCAAAUGGAGUGGUCUCUUUGGGCUCGUGAUAUUGAGGAAGAGUUUGUCCCCCUUUGCAGGGAACUUGGGAUUGGAAUAGUGCCAUAUAGUCCCCUUGGUAAUGGAUUUUUCGGUGGCAAGGCUGUCGUGGAAAGUUUACCUGCAAACAGUGCUCUGGCAUUCCACCCAAGGUUUCAAGGGGAGAACUUAGACAAGAACAAAAUCUUCUAUUCUCAGCUUGUGAAGUUGGCAGAGAAGUAUGUAUGUACAUCGUCACAACUUGCUCUUGCAUGGUUGCUUCAUCAAGGAGAUGACGUGGUACCCAUCCCUGGAACAACUAAGAUUAAAAAUCUUGAUAAUAAUAUCGGUUCGUUGGAAGUGAAGCUCAGCGAAGAUGAUUUGAAAGAAAUUACAGAUGCAAUGCUAAUAUCUGAGGUGGUAGGGGAGCACAUUAAUGAUGCAUUUCUUAAAUGCUCAUGGAAGUUUGUUGACACUCCGGCAAAAGCAUAGCUAGAUACCAGUUAUGCUGCACCUCAGCAAUCAGAUACAUUUGAAUCCUCAAACUUUGUAAUGUUUUACUAAAAUACAAAUAAAUAGAUACAGAUUGAGGGAGAGGCACAGUUCUGAAGAAUUGAGGAAGAAAAUGUUGCAGUGAUCAGUGAUGUUAUUGUUCACAAAAGAUUCCUCUGUUCUGAUGCAUUUGUUAUGUGUAUUAGCAGCAUGAUGAUGGUAGUAUUUUUUAAAGACUUUUCCCAUUAAUUAUGUGCUAAUAUCAGAAACACUAAAAUUAACUGCUGUCAAGGCCUUACUCUAUAGAGUUAUGAAACAUCCAUUUAUGUA